UGAUUUUUUGCACCAGACCAAGACUGGUUCUCAGUUCAGUUGUCUCGGCGGGAUGUCCGGUACCGGAGUGCAGCUGUUCACAGAGCAGCGUGAUGGCAGCGGGUCUGAGAGAGGCUGAGUCUUUCCACCCUCGCGUCAGGGCUCCGUGGGAGACCAGGGGACCUGUGAUGGAGCAUUCCAGUCAAGCCAAGAAAUACAGCCCACAGAUGGACAGUGUCGGCCCCGAGAGCGCUCGCCAGCACUUCCGGAACUUCCACUAUGGUGAAGCAGGUGGACCCCGCGAGGCCGUCGGCCAGCUUCAGGAAUUGUGCCUUCGGUGGCUGAGGCCAGAAAUUCACUCAAAGGAGCAGAUCUUGGAACUGCUGGUGCUGGAGCAAUUUCUCACCAGUCUGCCCAGGGACAUGCAGUCCUGCGUGCGGAGGGGCCAUCUCCAGAGUGUCGAGGAGGCCGUGGCGCUGGUGGAGUGCUUGCAGAGGGAGUCUGGCCAGACAAGGGAUGGGGUUGCCACCCAUGAGCUGGGGAAGGAGGCCGUCUGGGGAGAAAGAGCAGCUCCAGGUUGCAGUCUGAAGCCAGCAGAGCCCAAGCCAGGGGGCGAGUCUUGGGAUGAAGGACUUUGGAGUGCGGCCCAGGGCCUGCCGGAGCAGCUGAGCGGAAUCACCCCUGAAGAAACUGAGCCUGUACGUGAGAGGGCCGCGCCUGCUCAGCAGAUCCUGGCUUUCCCUGUGCCAGCAAAGACCAAAGACUGGACGGUGGCGCCUGCUCUUGUCUCGCCCGAGUCCCAGAGUUUGUUGACGUUUGAAGAAGUGGCUGUUUAUUUCUCCCAGGAAGAAUGGGAGUUACUGGACCUCACUCAGAAGGCCCUGUACAAUGACGUCAUACAGGAAAACUAUGAGACGAUCAUCUCUGUAGCAUUGUACGUGCUCCCUAAACCUAACGUGAUCUCCUGUCUAGAGAAAGGGGAAGAUGCAUGGGUCCACGGCUUGAUGGAGUGCACAGACAGUCUUGCAGAGGUGCCUAAAGGGUUAAAGCUCAAAAAUGACAUUGAAAGUCAGCAACCACUGUGUCUUUCUACCAUGGAAGUACAAGCACCAGGGGACAUAGUGUCAAAAAAGGCCAGAGUAAAAGUUUCUCAGAAAACAGUGGGCAAAGAAAACCAUGGUGAUUCACACCGAGUGGGGACAUGCCAUGGAGAUAAUCCAGUGAAAAAAAGAAAAAAAUUUUCAACUUGGAAACAAGAGCUGUUAAAACUUAUGGAUCUUCACAAGAAGCACCGUGCAGGAGAGAAACCUUUUAAAUGCCAGGAAUGUGGGAAAAGCUUCAGAGUUAGCUCUGACCUCAUUAAGCAUCAAAGGAUUCACACUGAAGAAAAACCGUACAAGUGCCAGCAGUGUGAUAAGAGGUUUAGGUGGAGUUCAGAUCUCAAUAAGCACUUAACAACACAUCAAGGAAUAAAACCAUAUAAAUGCUCGUGGUGUGGGAAAAGCUUCAGUCAAAAUACAAAUCUACAUACACACCAAAGAACGCACACUGGUGAGAAGCCCUUUACGUGUCAUGAAUGUGGGAAAAAGUUCAGUCAGAACUCCCACCUUAUUAAACACCGGAGAACCCACACAGGUGAGCAGCCUUAUAGCUGUAGCAUAUGCAGGAGAAACUUCAGUAGGCGGUCAAGCCUUCUUAGACACCAGAAACUCCACCGAUGACAAGAAUCCAGUGUCCCGGUAUGGAAAAGCUCACCCAGUGGAACGUGACUCUAAAGUUAAUGAAAUGAUUCAAAAUUAAUGAAGAAUAUUUCCUCUGGAAAUUUAGGUAUAGAAGCAUUGUUCUUCACAGAAAGAAACCAGGAAGGUUGACUGCAGGUGAUGUGCUCACGAGUAGCUGUACUACUUACUAGUUUUACUUUAGCCUUCAGGGAAUUCCUUAGCAAGAGACGUGCUCUAAAGACACACUGAAUAAGGGGAAAACCUGCAAAUUCAGCUUCAAGAAGCAGAUGCAGUCAUGAAUCAGUUGAGAGUUCUCAGUGACUACAGAGGGAAACAUUAUUGGUUCCACAUUUAUCUUCCCAUUCACUCUUAAAACAGAAGUGUUUGCCAUGUGGUCUUCCAGAACACAAAGCAACAACUUGCAUAUUAAUUGCAUAUCAUUGGCUUCAAGGUAGCAAGCUUACUGAGUUCAGUAGUCUUCACGAAAUUCUAAUGUAGACUUUCCUGAAAGCCAAAUUGGAUUUUCUUCCUUUCUCUUGUCAUUAGGCUCUGUUCACAGAAUUGGACAUUGAGUUCCUUUAACUUUUUAGCAGUGGUAGUCCUUGACUCCUAUUAGGAUGAUUGUUUUACAGUGAUGAAAUCAUGUUCACUGGGAUAUCUGCCACAUGGACUAAAUGCACUAUGCUUGUGCCUCUCUUUGGUGGUGUUGGCAAAAAGAAAAACAUCUACUGAGGUCAUACAGAAAACGGGUUGGAAUUUUUAGCCAUGGACUGCAUGUUUAAUUGCAUAUCACUGUCUUCUAGGUAGCAAGCUUACUGAGUUCAGUGGUCUCAUGAAAUUCUAAUGUAGACUUUCCUGAGAACCAAAUUGGUUCUCGAAAUUUUUUGCAUUAAUCUAGCUUGUUCCUUUACCUCACAGUGUCAGUGGGUAAAACAGCCAUAAGAAUUAGCACUUUCUUGAUUCCUGAAAGAAGGUUAUGAGAGUUCAGGAUCAACUCAGGUUUGAUGUUAAAUUUGGCUUUUGUUCAGAACAAGGAUUGAGCUGUUUGGACUGGAAUGUGUACCCCAAGUGAGGUCCUGUCAUCCCCAAACCUGACCACCCGUCAACAGGAAAUUGGGUUCCCAGAGGAGAGGUUUGGGGACUGGCGCUGGGUGUGUGGCAGGGCUGCGCACGUCCGCUUCUGUGGUGUUUGUCUGACACUGGUGACGGUCCGGGGUCUCCUGAGCGGUGCAUUUGGCAGACUGCUGAGUGAUGGUGUUUAUUUGCUACAGAUUUUUCUUAUAAUUUACCUUUUUAUAUCCAACUUUUACUCAGGUGUUUCUGUUAGUGCUUUUAAAUAUCAGGGAAGGGAUUCACGAAAUGAUCUCUUAGAAAUGAAAUUAGGGCUCCAAGAGAUGCAGGCAUGUAUUCAAGACUGUGAGUAGAGGGCCUUCAGUCACUGAAAUCAUCGGGCCGAGGCUGGAUUCGCACGAAUCUGCGUGUUGUCCCUGUACGGCCGGCCUCCAUGACAUUGAAUGUACUUUUAGCUUACAAAGCAUUCCUACUGUUGAGUUUCCCUGAGAUGCUCUUAGGUCUCCGUUUUCUUUACAGAGGUAACAACUCAGGGCUGUUCCGGGAGCUGGACUGGUGGAAGGAAAGCAGCUGGCGCGCCUGGCCAGAGCUGCUCCGUCGGGGUUCCCCCGCGUGCCCGUGACACGGUGGGGGACAGCCCCAUGGAGGGAGCCGAUGCCUCGGUCGCUCUGGCGGCUCGCUGGAGGAGCUCAGUGCUGGAGUCGGAUGAGCCACAUUGCCGCUGACGUGAGCGCGGCUGAGCUCUGGGCAGCAUAGCUGUCACCGUGUCAUUGGCCUGCGAUGCCUGGACUUUGUUUUCUCCCAGGGUCAAUGUGUUUCUCGCUGGCACGGCCCUUGCUCGGUUACGCUGACUGAGGGCCUGUGGUGUGCCCAGGUGUUGUUCGGGGCUGAGGUACAACCACGAAGGGGAGCCACAGACCAUGGCUCCCGGCUUGCGCUCCAGGGAGCGGUGCCCAGGUGGUCACGCGUCCCUGCUCCCAGCGGUGCAGCUCGCGAGUUUUGAGCCGUGGGUGGUGAGCAACGGCCUCACUUCUGUGCUGAAGUGCGUGUUGCUACUAAACUGGUGUAGUCUCCAGUCACGCAAACGCACCGGAGCCGUGGUCGCUACGUCUGGAGCGCGGGGCCCUGCGCGGAGGGCGUUUGUUCCCUGACCUCUGGUGGCCUUCGCGGGAAUGAGAAAUAAAUA
Molecule: messenger RNA, 3957 nt
Organism: Condylura cristata (star-nosed mole)
Lineage: Eukaryota; Metazoa; Chordata; Mammalia; Eulipotyphla; Talpidae
Gene: ZNF75A
Product: zinc finger protein 75a
Exons: 6
Coding region: 93-1700 (535 amino acids)
Biological process (GO): regulation of transcription by RNA polymerase II
Molecular function (GO): RNA polymerase II cis-regulatory region sequence-specific DNA binding; DNA-binding transcription factor activity, RNA polymerase II-specific
Source: RefSeq, a predicted model, not a curated record